GGAUAAAGAGGCCAGAAGAGAGAGAAAGGGUGAAACCCAAGUGAGAGAGAGAGAGAGAGAGAGAGACCCAAGUGGGAUAUGAAGGGAAAGAAAUGGGUGAAUCAGGGAGGACAACACCUGUGGACCGCGACAUUGAGCAGGCGAUCAUAUCUUUGAAGAAGGGGGCACAUCUAUUGAAGUAUGGAAGCAGAGGAAGACCCAAAUUCUGCCCAUUUAGGCUUUCCACGGAUGAAAAGGUUUUGAUUUGGUUUUCUGGGAAGGAGGAAAAACAGUUAAAAUUAAGUUCGAUUUCAAAGAUCAUACCAGGACAGAGAACUGAAAGAUUUCAGCGCCAACCUCAACCAGAAAAGGAAUAUCGUUCUUGUUCUCUUAUUUAUGGAAAUGGACAGUCACUUGAUCUGAUAUGCAAGGACAAAGAGCAAGCAGAAGCUUGGUUCGUGGGGUUGCAAGCCUUGGUUUCCAGAUCUCGGCAUUUCAAAAUCUCUACCAAAUCAUGCAGUGAUGGCGGGGUACAUUCCUAUUCAAACAGCCCGGCUAGUCAUGUACGAAGGAAACAGAACUCUGGAUUUCAAGAGGAUUCAGCAAAGCACUCGCAGGAUACUAUUCGCCCUGUGAAGGUGCCCAGCUUGUAUGGGAGCCCCUCUGGUUCCUCCAAAGAGAAGUCAGAUUUAGAGUAUUCUUUAUACUCAUUGGAUAUGGCAUCCUUCUCUGAACCAAGAAGAUUAUUAGAUGCCAUGCUGACCCUACAUGAAGAAUCAGACCAUUUCAGUAAACAGAUGGGCGAGACAGCCCUUAGUGAAGAGUUCAAGAUAAAUUUGCCAAGUGGAAUGAGCUCUUCUUCUAUGGAAGAGAGAGAUUCCUUGAGCGAUGUAUUAAUGUGGGGAGAAGGAAUAGAAGGGGCAACUUUAGGGGGUGGAAUUCACAGAUCUACCAGUACUUCUGGAAUAAAAUUUGAUGCAUUAAUACCCAAAUUACUAGAUUCAACAGGAAUGCUUGACGUUAGGAGUAUUUCAUGUGGUAGAAAGCAUGCUGCUCUAAUUACUAAACAUGGGGAAGUCUUCUGUUGGGGAGAGGAGCGCAAUGGAAGGCUAGGCCAUAAGAUUGAUAUGGACGUUUCUCACCCAAAAGUAGUGGAAUCUCUUUCUAGUUUAGACAUAGAAUCUGUUGCCUGUGGUGAAUACCACACUUGUGCUUUGACCGAUUCUGGUGAGCUUUAUACGUGGGGUGGAAGCUCUCCUUGUGAAGAACUUUCAGGAAACAAAAGCCAGUGGUUUACUAGAAAAGUUUUGGGUCCGGUAGAGGGUAUCUCCAUCUCAGGAAUCUCAUGUGGAGCCUGGCAUACUGCUGUUGUGUCCACCUCUGGUCAAUUAUUUACAUAUGGGGAUGGAUCCUUUGGGACCCUUGGUCAUGGAGAUCUCAAGAAUUAUUUUCAACCGCGAGAAGUUGAAUCUUUGAAGGGUUUAAGGGUGAAGUGGGUGGCUUGUGGCUCUUGGCACACUGCUGCUAUAGUAGACAUUAUAGCUGACCAUUCAAGAGAUAAUCUUAACCCUGGUACUCAUUGUGGGAAAUUAUUUACUUGGGGAGAUAGUGAUAAAGGAAGACUCGGGCAUCAGGAUAAGGAAAGGAAGCUCCUUCCCACUUGUGUUGCUUCUCUAGUGGAGCAUGAUUUUGUUCAAGUGGCAUGUGGGGAGGCUCUGACAAUUUCAUUGACGAGUUUGGGUAAGGUAUGUACCAUGGGAGCCUUUGCUCUGGCAGAAGGCAAAUCUGCCUCAGUUGUGGAGGGUAAGUUGAACGAAGAGUUUGUGAAAAUGAUUUCAUGUGGCUCUUAUCAUGUUGCAGUUUUGACAUCAGAAGGGGAGGUUUAUACAUGGGGAAGGGGAGUAAAUGGACAACUUGGGCAUGGUGAUGUGGAGGAUAGGAAUUCUGCAACUUUAGUGGAGGCCUUGAGAGAUAGGAAGGUAAAAAGUGUGGCUUGUGGGUCAAAUUUCACGGCAGUGAUUUGUUCUCACAAACCCAUUUCAAGCAUUGAUCAAUCAGUUUGCACUGGUUGUAGAAUGGUUUUUGGGUUCACUAGGAAGAGGCACAACUGUUAUAACUGUGGAUUUGUGUUCUGUCAUGCUUGCAGUAGCAAAAAGGCCAUGCAUGCAUCUCUGGCACCAAGUAAGAGAAAGCCCUAUCGUGUAUGUGAUCCUUGUUUCUCUCACUUAAAAAGAUUUGUGGAUUCCAGCCUAAAUUCGGAGACACCCAGUUCUCGGAAACUGUCAAUGAUGCAGAAGGUGACAGUUCCCAGUCUGAAACUGGAGAAGACAGAUACGACAUUUGUUAAGCCCCAAUUAUUGUCACCAAAGCUAUACGGUUAUGAGAGAAAUGAGUGUUUAGAGAGAGAAACAUUGAACAAACAGGGAAGAAAUGCUCCUGAUCCAUCUUUGUUAUGUGGGGGACCACGAUGGGGACAGGUAGCAUGCCCCCCACAAUUUAGCUUAUAUAAUAAAGAGAACAGCCUUUCACUAGCCAUCAUUCCGGCAAAAAAUAUGCCACAAGGAGUUUCUUCUUUUCCAAAGGAGCAAAGCCACCCAAAAGCAGUGGUUGGAAUUUCUCAUUCUGCCAACUCAAGUAUCCCCAAUUUUGAUUCCAAGGAUUCAAAAGAAUCAAAUAAAGUUCUUGCUGAAGAAUUGCAGCGGCUACAUGCUCAGGCUACAAAUCUUCAGAAACAGUGUCAAUUGAAAGAUGAAAAAAUCCAACACUACAAGAAACGCAUUGAAGAAACUUGGUCACUUGCCAGUGAGGAAGCUGCUAGGUGUAAAGCAGCAAAAGAGGUCAUAAAAGCAUUGACAUUACGGCUAAGGGAAAUGUCAGAGAAAUUAUCAUCAGAAAAAGAAUCAACCGAGGUGGCCACCCCACGUUUGCUAAGCAUUGUUUAUAGACCUCAGACAGAGAGGGAAUCAACUAAAGUAGGAACACCACGUUUAUUGGAUAUUGUUAAUGGACCUCAAACUUUGAAAGUAUCGACCAAAGUGGUGCCACAAGAUUUAGAGGACCUCAAAUCAAUGGAUGAUAACACAUAUAAGGAUACUCCCUCUGUCCGUGCUAUUAAAGAUAAGCAGACUAACGGUUUAUGCAGCUCAGUUCUUCCAUCUCAUGAUAUGUUGACGAACUCCAAUGGAAGAUUUCACUCUCAAACCCUAGCUAAAUUUGCCGAUGGGGAUGACCAACCUUCAAGUGAAGGUACAAGAGAAAACUGUAAGAAACCAGAGAAUGGGUGCUUAUCGGAGUGGGUAGAACAAGAUGAACCAGGUGUAUAUAUUACAUUGAGGUCUUUGCCGAGUGGCCAAAAGGAACUCAAGCGUGUAAGAUUCAGCCGAAAGAAGUUCACUGAGAAGGAAGCAGAGCGGUGGUGGUCAGAGAAUCGCUCGAGAGUCCAUCGAAAAUACAAUAUUGACAGUAUAGGCUCAGGCACGAACAGCAUGAGGACCAUAUAAAGUUUCUUCUCUCUAGCUGUCAAAGAGAACCGAAGAGAGAACUCUUCCUAAGAUUUUUGAAAGAAAAGAAUAAUACAGCAAAUAGAAGAGUUCUUCUUUAGCAUUGCAGAGCUCAAAACAGGCAUAGACAAUGCUGCGGUUGAUUGAAGUUAGCCAUGCACAAGAACAAGAAGAGCGAUCUCAAAUAAUACGAAAUCAGGAGCAAUGAGAAAGGCCCAUCCAUUACCAAUCUAUGAUUAGCCAGCCAGUGUUUAUCCAAGUUCAAGGUUCUUCCUUUGUCAUGGAUAAGAAGAUGAAUGGAAAGGCUGACUUGCAUCUGCAUCAGUGCCGAAGCAAAGAUUGUCGACAAACACACUGAUCCCAAGUAUAUAUACACCCACACAUCCAAGCCAACCAGGCUUUUUGGAAUUUGAAUAUUGUAACCACUUCCCUUGUAUAGUUGAUAAUGAAUCUCUCUCUCUAUUUAUUGGUUGUUCAAUGCUUUACUGUGUAGUUGCUCAAUCAUGGAAACAUCAAGAGUGGGAAUCAACA
Molecule: messenger RNA, 4010 nt
Organism: Amborella trichopoda
Lineage: Eukaryota; Viridiplantae; Streptophyta; Magnoliopsida; Amborellales; Amborellaceae
Product: PH, RCC1 and FYVE domains-containing protein 1
Molecular function (GO): metal ion binding
Source: RefSeq, a predicted model, not a curated record